AUGGAGGUAGCCUCGUCGGCGCGAUCGCGACCGACGGCGCUAUCACUGUCGGUGGCGUCAGCUCCUAACGAGGCUUCGGGAGUUGCGCACACGCGACGGCCAUCAGGCGGGAAUGUUCCCGGCUCACCUCCCAGCACCAUUUCCAACCGAUCUCGAUCUCGCUCCCUCUCAAAUCUGGCGGCGGUCAUGGGCGGGGGGAAGGCAGGCGGGUGCUGGAUUUGCGGCGGAGCUCGGUGGCACGCGACAUGCUCGGCGGCGCUGGUGCUGCUGACGAUAAUCGGCUUCAUGUCGUGGAAUUCGUUUCACGCCAGCCAUUGGACGAGAUGGUGGAGGAGAAUGAUUUUCCGCUGGACGACGUGUUUGUGCGAAAUCGAGCCGUUCAAUAAGGAGGACUGGACGCAGGGCCAGGCGAUGCACUUAGACCGGCCUGACACUUUCCUAAGAGACUUUCUUAAGGACCUGGAUGUGGUCGUUCUGAACACGGGGCAUCACUGGAACCGGGGGAAAAUGAAAGAAUAUGCACUGGAGUUUUUCCUGAAUGGGAGCAAGGCACCACCUGUGAAAAGGAGGCCAAUGGUCAUGGCGCUGGCGCUGAAAACUGCGAUCCGGUCGGUGUCUGUGUGGAUCGAUGAGCAGCUGAAGGGGAGCGGAGGGGAGGGUGGUUUGCUGGUGAAGCUAGGAGAACGAAAGAGAGAGGGAGAAGGGAAGGGCGAAGGAGAGGGAGAGCUAGGGGGGGAAGAUGGAGGAGGGGAUGGAGUGAGGCGGCAGUUGGGUUCCGGUGUGGAACUUCCAGCUUUUGUGGCGGGUGGGGGUGUGAAGUUGGAGACCGCGAUUUUUGCGACGCCAGACACGAAGCCGAUGGUGUUUCUGCGAUCGAUUACGCCGAGACAUUUCAUGGAGGGGGAGUGGGACUCUGGAGGGCGAUGCGACCAUCUCAAGCAUCCCUUUGGGGAAGUGGAGGUGGCCAAUAUGACGUUAAGGGAUCCUGAAAAGGAGGAUGGAGUGUUGGGAACUUCAGUACACCUGUUGAACAUCACGCACCUGUCGGCUUACCGUGGUGAUGCACACCCAGCCAUAUGGGAUCCUCGAUCCGAUACUCCCAAGGGUCAAGACUGCCUACACUGGUGCUUACCGGGCGUUCCCGACACGUGGAAUGAGCUGGUUUACACACAUAUUGUGGAAAGGGGAAGGCUGGAGAAGCAGAGUGUCAUGUAA
Molecule: messenger RNA, 1215 nt
Organism: Closterium sp. Yama58-4
Lineage: Eukaryota; Viridiplantae; Streptophyta; Zygnematophyceae; Desmidiales; Closteriaceae
Source: the annotation of a GenBank genome assembly